GCGCUCGAAGGAGCUCUCGUUCGUUCGACGGCGUCGCAAGAACGAAUCGUCGCCCUUUCCGCAGGUCGGCGAAAAACAGAGAAAAGAUCCAAGGAGAGGAAAAAAGAACUGCGUGAGAUAUUACUUCCCACUUUCCGGAAAUAACACGCGCGAGAUUCAAUCGCGAGAAAUGCAACCGGCGCGCAUCGCGAGGAUAGCGUGGAGCAGUUGCCGUUCGAAAAUGCGGGCGUAAAAAUUGUCAGGAAGAACACGCUCGGAUCACUCAGUGAAAUAAGCAGCCGCAAAUAUCGAAAGUGAACCGACGGACUUGUUCAGACUCUACGAACUGCCACUAGCACCCGUGAAAUGAAACUUUUGUCGCACCUGUUGCAUGACAGGUAUUUUUGAUGGAUGCGCACACUUUUAACCGGAAUGCGAAGUGCCUACUCGUGACUCGUGCCGCAGAAUCGCCGGUCUAACAAUCUUGCUCGAGACGAGAGGCGUCUUCAAGUCUGCGCGUGUCGUUUCCAACUUUUAUCUCGCGCUAAUCUCAUUCGGAUGUUCCCGAGUUCGAGUCGCGUGAGAUGUCGUCGGGUCACCACAUCGCCACUAGAAAAUUUCGAACAAGCGCAAUUGCUCUUUCAAACUAAUCACGAGCCAAACAACGGUGCACAAGAUGUGCGCAAGGUGGCCGAGCGAUAGAGUUCGAAGAUGGGCCGGGUAUACAAUGGGAUGGGAAAGCUUAUCGUGAAUUGUGAAAAGUGUUGAAGAAAAAGGAAGAAAGAAAGAGAGCGGCAAGAUGGUGACCGUGCUCAAUAUAAGCGACAUUAAAAAUAUUUGCUUGCUGCCGGAAGAUCUGGAUAUGUUGGAGGAUCCUCGAACGCCGACUUUGCGAAGGGUCAGUUACGGUAUCGUGUUGCCGACCAUUUGUAUCCUCGGCAUCGUCGGUAACAUUCUGAAUCUUGUCGUCCUCACGAGAAGAAACAUGCGCGGCACAGCGUACAUCUACAUGAGAGGUUACUCGGCGGCGGCGCUUCUCGCGAUCCUUUUCUGCAUUCCCUUCGCGCUGAGGGUGCUCAUUCAUAAGGAAACCGGAGGAUGGAGCAAUUGGCCCCAGGCUUUCUAUCAUGCUCAUCUCGAGCUUUUCCUCGGCAACGGUUGCCUGGGGGUUGGAGUAAUGAUGCUUCUGGCAUUGACAGUGGAGCGUUACGUAAGCGUCUGUCAUCCCGGGCGACACACGCGACCACUCUGCGGACCCCCUCACCUAACAGUGGUGCUCAUCCCACUGGCCACAUUUCUCGUUUAUCUGCCGAGUGUAUUUCGGGGUGAAAUUACGACCUGCCUGCUGGAGCCCGGCGGACCCCUAAUCUACCAGAAGAGAGACAAUCAGUCGUUUCUCAACUCGUGGUAUUAUCAGGUGUACAAGGUGGUGCUGGAAGUUGUUUUUAAAGUGGCACCGACGAUUCUUCUCGCCGGAUUCAAUCUGAGAAUAAUGAUAGUGUACAGAAGAUCCUGCGAGCGACGUCGGAGAAUGACCUUAUCGAGAACCGUUAGUAGCGACGAGGAUCCCAGAACUUUCGCUGAAGAGCGAAGGCUCAUUCUGCUCUUAGGCAGUACCAGCAUCCUGUUCCUGGUCUGUGUCAGUCCUAUGGUUAUCUUAAAUGUAACCCUCAGCGAGAGCAAUCUAAGCCAUUAUCCUUACCAGGUGUUCCGAGCAUUGGCCAAUCUACUGGAGGUGAUCAAUUACUCGAUCACGUUUUACAUCUAUUGCCUCUUUUCCGAAGACUUUCGAAACACUUUAAUUCGCACUGUACAAUGGCCGUGGAUCAGGAAUAUACGAGGUGGCAGAAGUGUGCCUAUGAAACGUUCCCCGAUACCGAGACCGACGACAACGACCACCACCCCGCCGACUACCAUGGUGGCGACCCCCGGACAUCUGGCUCGUGCCAGCGUUUAACACGGAUUUUUGCCAUCGAUCCUGGCGUCAACCGCUCGGUCGCCAGCCGGUGAAAUAAAAAGAGGCUCCCGGAUCUAGCGCGAGAGACCAGCGUACCGUGAAACUGUAAAUGUCGGGACGAUUCAAUUGCGAGCAAAAACUUUAUAAAAUAGCCGAGUAUCCAAAACAAUACACGAAAAACAUUUCACGACACACAAUUACAUUGAACAAUCCCGCUUAUAUGUACAGGCUUGGUAGCGAUAAGUAGGCUUUCGCAGAUUUCUCACAGCGGUAUAAACACACGUAUUAAAUGAUUUAGGAAAAGAAAGAUGAAAUUAUUACGCAUGUUAUCAAUUUCUUGGAGGCGCUUCGUACGCUCCGAUUCUUCCAAGACAAUUCGCAACGAAGUAUUCAAACUACGUGUAUUCUGUACACCGGCAACUCCGGAAUAGUUGUAAACUGCCGGUACAGACGCAUCCAUUGAACAUUCCUGCGUGCUAACGGCUAAAGAGCCGGGCGUGUCUCUACGUGGUUGCUGCGGCUAAAUUCGAACAUCUGACUAUUCCGAGGAUUAAAUCGACCGACCCGAUUAAAUAGUUGAUAUCCGAGUAUCUCUCUCGCUCUCUCGGGCGCGUACUUUCUGUCGAACAAUACACGUUUCGGAUUGCCCGGCGAUCGUGUGGAAGUGAUUGUGUGUGUCGAAAUACUCGAUGAGUCUUCACGAAACAAAGACGAGUGUACAUAAAACCGAAGGGUUCUAUGUAAACCGUCGUCAGGGAUCCCGUGGGACUCUUUCGCUUUUUAAAGUACGAGUUGAAGAAGUUUCCGACGCAAUCGAUCGAGUUUGCUGAGAGGCGGAGGUGCGAGGGAGGAGGAAGAUGCAGGCGAGAGAGGAAAGCGCAAACUGAAAAGAAAUGUCGCGGUGAGAACCGCUGCAAUGCGUUCACGGCAUUGUGGGAAAUUUAUCAGAAUUCGCGCGGAGACGCGACGACAAGACUUGUGCAUUGAGUCGCGAGCGAUCGUCGUCGCUGCUGGAAAUUAAAGGAGAGAACGCUCGGAGAACAGACAGGACGAGAAGAGAACAAAAAAAGAAAUCUAAAUGUGUCAAGUACCUGAUCGUACAAAGGAUCCUUUCUGCGGGAGAAUCCGCGAGAGCGAAAUCGAGGUGGAAUUAAUUCGCGUUAAUUCCGGGAUCACCCGGAAGCGGAAGGUGUAACGAAAGGUGUGCCAAAAUUCCUCCGCUUGAAAAUUUAAAAUAACGAAUGAAUUAAUGAGGAGCGUCGAGAAAUAUUUUACGCUAACGCGGUGAAUCGUCAUAAUUUAUUUCUGUGUGAGUGUUGUUGCAUAAUUAAGCGCUGUUGAGUGUGGUAAUGAAAAUUGCGUCUCGUCCGCUAUUAUCGGCAUUAAUCUUUUAUACUUUCUCCGUCAAUAAGUUAUGUAUCGUUCGAUUAGACCUAAGUGAUUUAUGUAUAACGCUCGAUGUCGAGACGGGAAUUGAAUUUCAAGGAGGUCUACAUUUCCGCACAGCAGUACAUAAAAAAGAAAAAGAAAAAAGAAAAAAACAGAGGGAAACGAAAACGUAUUGCGGUACAAGCAAGCGUAGAAACCGCUGGGUUCAAUUUUCGGAUCUAACGAAAGAACUGCUGCCGGCUACGAUAAUAAUAUUCCCAUCGAACUCUUCGAAAUAAACCGCUACCUCUUGGUUGCAUCGCGUUUCUAAAAUAGAUGCUGUACUGCGGAAAGAUAUUCUCUCUCGGGGAAUCGAUAAUUAAAUUCGCCGCAACGGUCCGUCCGCGUUCUUGGUUCGAUGGUAAUAUUAUUUCGCUUAUUUGCAUACGUAAAUCCCACAAAGAACGUUUUCGCAGCGCAAACUCAUCUUCCGGACGUGACAUCUCGGUCGGCAACUUUGCGAAACACGUGAAUGGAGAAAUAAAUUCAGAGAAACAUC
Messenger RNA from Linepithema humile (Argentine ant), 3863 nucleotides. RefSeq names its product probable G-protein coupled receptor B0563.6. The record is from RefSeq and is a predicted model, not a curated record. Gene Ontology annotation, molecular function: G protein-coupled receptor activity. NCBI's taxonomy places the organism in Eukaryota, Metazoa, Arthropoda, Insecta, Hymenoptera, Formicidae. Gene Ontology annotation, cellular component: membrane. Gene Ontology annotation, biological process: G protein-coupled receptor signaling pathway.